UCACAGACAUCGCUUUUGGGCGGAGCUAGAAGGGGACGAGUGGGGACACUUGUCCCCCCAUUUUCAAAAAAAAAAAUUAAAAAAAAAUUUAAAAAAAAAAACAAAAAAACGCAAUUACAGAGUGCUCUGUGCGACAUUUGCAGCCAAACCCUAAGUCUUUCAAUUUUUAAUUUCUCUCUCUUCGAUUCGCCCUCACCUCGCCAGAGUCGCCUGACGCUGUCCACCGUUCUCCGGCAGUUCGCAGCAGUGAGGCCAAUGACGAGGUUCGACAGACGACAGCGCACAGCGGACAGCGGACAGCCUUCAAUUCGUGUGAAUCGUGUCUUCGUGAGUUCGUGUUUGCUGUUUGCAGCAGCAGCCCAGCAGGCCAGCAGCCCAGCACCGCGCCACCGCAGCACAGCCAGCAGUUUGGACGUUUGGUGUUCAAGUGUAAAGUGUUUGCAGCAGCAGUUCGCAAGUCGGCAACUUCGCAUUUACAGAUUUACUGUAAGGAGUAAAUCUGAAUUUCAAUGGAGGAAAUAUCAAAAGAUUCACCAAAUUCAAACAAAUCCAAGGCAACUAAACAACCCGAUCUUCAACAAUUCUUGUUUAAAAGAACGAGACUCAAUGAAAAUGAGUCCAAUAACUCACCUUCAGUUAGCUCCCCUCAAAGUCAAGAAAAUAGUAUGGAAAUGGGUGGUUCAAGUAAUAGUAAUGUACCAUUAGAGGAAGAUUUGGUGUAUGAUGUUGAACUUCUUCCUCAUGAUCCGGGAAAAAGAAUAAACAUUAUGGAUUACCUCGCAAAUGAACGAAAUGCUGUUAGGAGGGGUUAUAUUCUUAAAAAACCUUGCCAACCAAAAACUCAUGACUUCCCUACAAGACAAGUGUCUGGUUUGCGUCGCUUUAGUGUUCAUUGGUUCAACAAAUGGGAUUGGCUUGAAUAUAGUAUUGAAAAAGAUGCUGCAUUUUGUUUUGUAUGUUACUUGUUCAAGAAUGAAGUUGGUAUUAAACCGGGGGGUGAUGCAUUUGUUGAUGGAGGGUUUAGGGCAUGGAAUAAACCGGAAAGAUUUGAGAAGCAUGUUGGUGGAAUUAAAAGUGCUCAUAAUCUUGCUUAUGAGAAAUAUGUGAAUUUAAGAGAUGAAAAAAAGAAAUCAAUCUUGAAUGUGAUUGACAAUGCAAGUGAUGUGAUUAAAAGUGAAUAUUUUAUCCGCUUGAAAGCAUCUUUAUCUUGUUUAAGAUUUCUUUUGGGGCAAGGUUUGGCAUUUCGUGGACAUGAUGAAAGUGGGGAGUCAUAUAAUAGGGGUAAUUUCCUUGAGCUUUUGAAGUGGUUAGGAGAAAAGGUUGAGGAAGUAAGGAUACAUACUCUUGAAAAUGCACCUAAAAAUUGUCAAAUGACUUCCCCUCCUAUGCAAAAGGACAUUAUUAACUGUUGUGCCAAAGAAACAACUAGGUGCAUAAUAGAAGAAGUUGGUGAUGAUUACUUUGCUAUAUUGGCCGAUGAGUCAAGUGAUGUGUCCCAAAAAGAACAACUAGCUCUUGUUUUGCGUUUUGUUGAUAGAGAUAGUGGAAAGGUAAUGGAGCGAUUUUUAGGCAUUGUUCAUGUUGCUAAUACUACCGCUUUAACUCUUAAAGAUGCAAUCAUGUCUUUACUUGUUGAACAUUCAUUGAGCCCAUCUAUGAUAAGAGGGCAAGGGUAUGAUGGAGCUAGCAACAUGAAGGGUGAAAUAAAUGGCCUUAAGACUUUGAUUAUGAAUGAUACUCCAAGUGCCUACUAUAUACAUUGUUUUGCUCAUCAACUUCAACUAACAUUAGUUGCCGUUGCUAAAAAGAAUGAUAGUUGUGGUUGGCUUUUCGAGAUACUUGGAAAUUUGUUGAAUGUGGUUGGAGUUUCUUGCAAGAGAAGAUAAAUGAUUC
This is a messenger RNA of Chenopodium quinoa (quinoa), 1893 nucleotides long. Its product is annotated as zinc finger MYM-type protein 1-like. The record is from RefSeq and is a predicted model, not a curated record. Bases 510 to 1886 code for a protein of 458 amino acids. The transcript has 3 exons. NCBI's taxonomy places the organism in Eukaryota, Viridiplantae, Streptophyta, Magnoliopsida, Caryophyllales, Amaranthaceae.